Theobroma cacao (cacao) is the source of this 2158-nucleotide messenger RNA. RefSeq names its product RECQ helicase l1 (gene RECQI1). Gene Ontology annotation, cellular component: nucleus; chromosome; cytoplasm. Lineage: Eukaryota; Viridiplantae; Streptophyta; Magnoliopsida; Malvales; Malvaceae. Gene Ontology annotation, molecular function: four-way junction helicase activity; nucleic acid binding; 3'-5' DNA helicase activity. Gene Ontology annotation, biological process: double-strand break repair via homologous recombination. The record is from RefSeq and is a predicted model, not a curated record.
AAACUAAAAAUACUCACAAAAUUAAUCAUCGUCGUCGGAGCAGAGAUGAACGGUCACGAUUUCGAGCUGGAGAAAGCACGGUUACUGAGCUUGGCUCUCGAGUUCGGCUUCGACGAGCAAUCAGCGAAGAAGAGCUUAGAUCGUUUGAUCUCUCUCUACGGUGAUGAUGGCCGGGAUUUUAUUACGGUGGAGCAUUGUGGCGAUGAUUUUCUGGCAGCGUUGGCUGAGACAAUGCAAGACAGCGAGGAUUGGGAUGAUGAUUUACAGGCUGUGGAAUCAGAAGCUUGUGGAGCUUUGAACAAUAUGUUUGACAAAAAUGCCCUUUGCAAUGGUAAAAUCGAUAGCAAUAGGAACGAGAGAAUCUAUAUUAACAUCAUCGAUGACUCGCCUGAACGAAAGAAACAAACAAAUUUCAUGGAGUUGGAUUCUUCUAGUGAUGAUGAGGUCUUGGACUUGCGGAUUUCAAAGAAAAAGGGUGACAGUUCGACCCUUUUUUCUCGUCUGGAUCAAAGCAGUUGCGUGGGUUCUAAGACUAGUGUGACUCAAGGCUCAGUUUCAUCAAUUUCUGGCAAAAAGCACUUCUCCACCACAUCAAUGGGUGGACAUGGGACUCUAAGUUACGAAGAAUUACAGGCUUUGGAUGAUUUUGAAUUAGCAAAUGUUGUUAUCUUUGGGAACAGAUCAUUUCGACCGUUGCAGCAUCAGGCUUGUAAAUCAUCUUUGGUGAAGCAAGAUUGCUUCAUUCUCAUGCCUACUGGGGGUGGUAAAAGUCUAUGUUAUCAGCUUCCAGCGACUUUGAAACCUGGUGUUACAGUGGUCAUCUCUCCUUUACUAUCUUUAAUUCAGGAUCAGAUAAUUACGCUGAACCUUAAGUUUGGAAUACCAGCUACAUUUUUGAAUUCUCAACAAUCUGCUUCCCAAGCAGCAGCUGUCCUGCAAGAACUAAGGAAAGAUAAUCCAUCAUGCAAGCUGUUGUAUGUGACUCCAGAAAGGGUUGUUGGAAACCAAUCAUUUCUUGAGGUGUUGAAAUGUUUGCAUAGAAAGGGACAAUUGGCAGGUUUUGUUGUUGAUGAAGCGCAUUGUGUCAGCCAGUGGGGACAUGAUUUUCGUCCAGACUACAGAGGUCUAGGAUGUCUUAAGCAGCAUUUUCCAAAUGUUCCAGUGAUGGCAUUGACUGCCACAGCCACCCACUCAGUUCGUGAGGACAUUCUAAAUGCUUUGAGAAUUCCCCAUGCUCUAGUCCUCAAGACAAGCUUUGAUAGACCCAACUUGAAGUAUGAGGUAAUUGGGAAGGCUAAGGAUUCAUUAAAGCAACUUGGUCAGCUUCUGCAAGAUCGUUUUAAGAAUCAGUGUGGAAUUGUAUACUGCCUUUCAAAAAAUGAAUGUGCUGAGGUUUCAAAUUUUCUGAAUGAGAAAUGCAAGAUUAGGACAGUAUAUUACCAUGCUGGUUUGGCAGCUCGACAAAGAGUAACUGUUCAGAAGAAAUGGUAUGAAGGAGAGGUCCAAAUAGUAUGUGCAACUAUUGCUUUUGGGAUGGGAAUUGACAAACCAGAUGUUCGUUUUGUUAUCCACAACACCAUGUCCAAAUCAAUUGAAAGCUAUUAUCAAGAGUCUGGAAGGGCUGGAAGAGAUAAUUGCCCUGCUGUAUGCAUUGCCUUAUACCAGAAGAAGGAUUUCAGUCGGGUUGUAUGCAUGUUACGAAAUGGGCAAGGUUCUAAAAGCAAAAGCUUUAAAACAGCCAUGGCUCAAGCUCAGAAAAUGCAACAAUACUGUGAACUUAAGGAUGAAUGCCGGAGGCAAAUGCUACUUGAACACUUUGGAGAGUCUUUCGACAGAAAAGACUGUAAACAUGGUUCAAAUCCUUGUGAUAAUUGUCUCAGGACUUCCUAAUCAGCAUAGACAUGUUUGUACACUUUGCAACUAAGCUUGGGGGUAGGGGGUGGGGGAGUUAUGUAAGAACUUAUUACUUAUGCUGAAAGUCUUCUUUUCCAGGACGAAUGCCGGGUCAAAUCUUACUUGAACACUUUGGAGAGUCUUUUGACAGAAAAGGCCUGUAAAUAUUGUUCAAAUCCUUGUGAUAAUUGUCUGAGGACUUCAUAGUGAGCAUAUGCAUGUUUGUGUACAUUGCAAGUAACCUAUAUACUGUAUCAAAAUCUAA